CAGUUUGUGCCAUUGCCUCUUGUCCUGUUGCUGGAUACCACCAAGAAGAGACUGGUUCCAUCUUCUUUACACCCCCAUCAGUAACAGCCUCCCCAGCUGAAGAUGUCUAACAAUGGCGUUGAAACAGAAGACAAACCGCCUGCUCCUCCGAUGAGAAAUACCAGCACCAUGAUUGGAUCGGGAAGCAAAGAUACAGGGACUUUAAACCAUGGCUCAAAACCUUUGCCUCCCAACCCAGAAGAGAAGAAAAGGAAGGACCGGUUUUACCGAUCUAUUUUACCAGGAGAUAAAACCAAUAAAAAGAAAGAGAAAGAGCGGCCGGAGAUCUCCCUCCCUUCAGACUUUGAACACACGAUUCAUGUGGGGUUUGAUGCAGUCACGGGAGAAUUCACAGGAAUGCCGGAGCAAUGGGCGCGUUUACUGCAGACUUCCAACAUCACCAAGUCGGAGCAGAAGAAGAACCCCCAGGCAGUGCUGGAUGUGUUGGAGUUUUACAACUCCAAGAAGAUCUCCAACAGCCAGAAGUACAUGAGUUUCACAGAUAAAUCAACAGAGGAUUACAACUCAUCAAAUACAUUGAAUGUGAAGGCUGUCUCUGAGACCCCUGCAGUGCCCUCAGUGUCUGAAGAUGAAGAUGAUGAAGAUGAUGCAGCUCCACCCCCUGUGAUAGCUCCAAGACCUGAACACACAAAAUCUAUAUACACCCGCUCUGUGAUAGACCCCCUUCCUCCUCCUACCAGAGAUGUGGCGACCUCUCCUAUUUCUUCUCCCUCGGAAAACAGCACAACAAUGCCUGACAUGCUGGUCAGGAACACAGAGAAACAAAAGAAAAAGCCAAAAAUGUCAGAUGAAGAGAUCUUGGAAAAAUUAAGAAGUAUUGUGAGUGUGGGCGAUCCAAAAAAGAAGUACACGUGUUUUGAGAAGAUUGGACAAGGAGCCUCGGGUACAGUUUACACGGCAAUAGAUGUAGCUACAGGACAGGAGGUUGCAAUCAAACAGAUGAAUUUGCAGCAGCAGCCCAAAAAAGAACUGAUUAUUAAUGAAAUCCUUGUGAUGAGGGAAAACAAAAACCCCAACAUUGUCAACUACUUGGACAGUUACCUUGUAGGAGAAGAGCUCUGGGUGGUCAUGGAGUACCUGGCAGGAGGCUCCCUGACAGAUGUUGUGACAGAGACCUGCAUGGACGAAGGACAAAUCGCAGCUGUGUGCCGAGAGGUAAAGCAACACUCGCGCUCGGGGGGGAGCUGUGAUUGGGAAGGGGACACACGCAUUCCGCGACCUACACAUGGGCCCAAAGUGGAUAUCUGGUCGCUGGGGAUAAUGGCCAUUGAGAUGAUCGAAGGGGAGCCCCCCUACCUCAAUGAGAACCCCCUGAGAGCCCUUUAUCUCAUUGCUACUAACGGGACUCCAGAACUGCAGAAUCCAGAAAAGCUUUCAUGCAUAUUCCGAGACUUCUUAAAUCGCUGUCUUGAAAUGGACGUGGAAAAGAGAGGUUCUGCGAAAGAGCUGCUGCAGCACCAGUUCCUGAAAAUUGCAAAGCCUCUGUCUAGUCUCACUCCUCUGAUUAUUGCAGCUAAAGAGGCAGCCAAGAACAACCAUUAAAGUGGUGGAGUCAACACACUUGUCGUGUCAAGACUUUUAGAUGUUUUGUUUCAGAGACUGAAUUACCUGCCCCUCUCCCCAUCUGCUCCUCCUUCACAGGGGUGUUCUUAAAACUUUGAUCUGCCCUGAAGGGUGGCAGAGCUAUUGUUCACUGAAUGUGGAAGGGCACGCAACAGGGACAUUGCUGAUCUUACACAGUGAGCUGUCUUUCCAUCCUUGUGAUGGGGUUGAGAGGGGAAGAGUAUUUUGUAUGGCUGAGAAGAUCUUUCUGAGAACGUCUGAACCUGACCUACACGUAGCAGAGCCAGUUUGUUUUCAUAUUUCUUACUGUGUUUAUUUUUUAAAAUAAUGUGGAGCCUUAGACCAUGUUUAUCUUAAUAAAUUAAAUCUUUUGCUGGCUGGACUUUCCCUGCUUCUGGCAAGCUGCUACUACACCACUGAGGCUGCUCUGUGCUUUGGAUGACUUGAGGAGGGAAGGAAGCAGGCAGCAGAAACGGGA
This is a messenger RNA of Egretta garzetta (little egret), 2101 nucleotides long. It is a transcript of the gene PAK1, whose product is annotated as p21 (RAC1) activated kinase 1. Lineage: Eukaryota; Metazoa; Chordata; Aves; Pelecaniformes; Ardeidae. Gene Ontology annotation, cellular component: cytoplasm. The record is from RefSeq and is a predicted model, not a curated record. The coding region runs from base 103 to 1602 and encodes 499 amino acids. Gene Ontology annotation, biological process: regulation of MAPK cascade; protein phosphorylation; intracellular signal transduction. Gene Ontology annotation, molecular function: protein serine/threonine kinase activity; ATP binding. The transcript has 14 exons.